AUGCCAGCAGCCCAGAUUUUGAUGCUGGCUGCCUGCUGCUGGCUUCUGUUGGUGCCAGUCCAAUGUUGUGGCCCUGGUCGUGGUCCAGUGGGUCGCCACCGUUAUAGACGUAAAUUGGUGCCCCUCAAAUACAAGCAGUUUGUUCCCAAUGUGCCAGAGAAGACACUGGGAGCCAGUGGCAAGUCAGAGGGCAAAAUUCACCGGGGAUCUGAAAGGUUCAGGGAGUUGGUUCCCAAUUACAAUCCAGACAUCAUUUUCAAGGAUGAGGAAAACACAGGAGCAGAUCGUCUUAUGAGUGAGCGCUGUAAAGACAGAGUGAACGCAUUGGCUAUCUCUGUGAUGAACAUGUGGCCAGGAGUAAAGCUACGAGUAACAGAAGGAUGGGAUGAGGAUGGUCACCAUUCCCAUGACUCCCUACACUAUGAGGGACGGGCAUUGGACAUUACAACAUCAGAUAAAGACAAGGACAAGUAUGGCAUGUUGGCUCGUCUCGCAACAGAAGCUGGCUUUGAUUGGGUGUAUUAUGAAUCCAAAGCACACAUCCAUGUCUCUGUGAAAGCAGACAACUCUUUAGCUGUCCGUUCAGGUGGCUGUUUUCCCGGCACGGCUAUGAUUACACUGGUGGGUGGCCAGAGAAAACCAAUGUCUGAACUGAGGAGCGGUGACAUUGUCCUAACUACAGACGAAACAAGCCAUGUUGUUCCAACAGAGGUCUUGCUAUUUAUGGACUUGGAUACAAAUAAAGUAGCAACAUUUGUUGCCAUAGAAACAGAAGGACACCCAUACAAGCUACUCCUGACUCCAUACCAUCUCAUCUUUGCAGCCAAAAACCCUCUGGCAGAUUUUGUGCCAAUCUUUGCACAUAAUGUUCAAGUAGGAGACCUAGUUCAAAUCCACAACAAUGGCACAAAGCUGAUAGCCUCUAGAGUUUUAAGUGUUUCUACAGAAGAAAGAAUGGGGGUGUAUGCCCCACUGACUGCUCACGGCACCCUAUUAGUGGAUGGAAUACUAACAUCCUGCUAUGCUGUUAUUGAAUGGCAUCAGCUGGCUCACCAGUCAUUUGCACCAAUAAGAUUCCUCUACAGUAUAUCCUCUGUCUUCACAAAUAUGUUAGGUUCUGAAGGGGUUCAUUGGUACUGCCACUUCUUAUAUGCACUGGCUACACAAGUUCUAGGGUGGGAUAUGCUCUGAACAACCUAAGUGUUGUGAGGGGAAUAACUGGAAAAUGCUGCUGAAAUAAGUAAU
Molecule: messenger RNA, 1245 nt
Organism: Bombina bombina (fire-bellied toad)
Lineage: Eukaryota; Metazoa; Chordata; Amphibia; Anura; Bombinatoridae
Gene: DHH
Product: desert hedgehog signaling molecule
Exons: 3
Coding region: 1-1191 (396 amino acids)
Biological process (GO): cell fate specification; protein autoprocessing; multicellular organism development
Molecular function (GO): calcium ion binding; patched binding
Source: RefSeq, a predicted model, not a curated record